AUGAAUAACAAUCCAUAUGGGCUAUCAUUAGAAGUAGAACAGCAUGACUCUUUGAGGGUGCAUUUCUUGGACAUUGAUAUCAACUUCAGGGGAGCUAACAUACUUACAUCUGUAUAUCGAAAACCUAGGACCUUCCCAACAUAUAUUCCAAGAAGUUUGUGCGACCCUAUCUCAUACAAAAUCGCCACUUUCAGAGCAUUAGUGAGAAGAGCACACACGCACUCCUCGACGCAACAAGCUCUAACAACGGAACUCCAACAUAUAGGGGAUAUUGCUGUUGCUCAUGGAUACAACAACACUGUAGUCAAAAAUUUAUCUAAAAGGUAUGACAUUUCCCAAAGAGCCAUUGAUCAGGCAGGGUCACUGUUGAAUAUACCUGAUCAAGAAAAAGAGAGGAUACCUAUAACAUAUAAUCCGAUACUGAAAUCAGUCUACAACAUGAUAGCCAAAAGAAGAGACAUAAAUAUAGCAUACAGAAGGUGUCAAACUGUCUUCAGGAUACUAACUAAUGGCAAAGACCGGCCAAACCCUGAAAGAUUCCCAGGAGUAUACGCAGUACUGCUAGAAGACAAAAGAUAUGUAGACAACUGA
This is a messenger RNA of Centruroides sculpturatus (bark scorpion), 591 nucleotides long. RefSeq lists its product as uncharacterized. The transcript has a single exon. The record is from RefSeq and is a predicted model, not a curated record. The coding region runs from base 1 to 591 and encodes 196 amino acids. NCBI's taxonomy places the organism in Eukaryota, Metazoa, Arthropoda, Arachnida, Scorpiones, Buthidae.